Messenger RNA from Priapulus caudatus, 2706 nucleotides. RefSeq lists its product as uncharacterized. Bases 1 to 2706 code for a protein of 901 amino acids. The record is from RefSeq and is a predicted model, not a curated record. Gene Ontology annotation, biological process: DNA integration. Gene Ontology annotation, molecular function: nucleic acid binding. Lineage: Eukaryota; Metazoa; Priapulida; Priapulimorpha; Priapulimorphida; Priapulidae. The transcript is spliced from 2 exons.
AUGUGUCGCUCGUCAAACAGAGGUCAUCAUGCCAAGCCGAAAUACACCACUCGUGUCCACACGCUGACAGAGGCAGAAACCGCCACCAGCCGCGUGGACGACGAGGAGGAGCUUUACUUUCACACACUCAAGAAGCAGGCGGCCGAGAAGCGCGAGACCGUUACCCCUAGCAACAGUGACGACACACAGGCGUUCAUCACACUCAGCACUGAAUCCGACCAUGCACAAAGAGACAUAUCGUACAAAAUUGAUACCGGCAGUGAAGGAAACGUGAUAUCUGCAGCAGUAUAUCGUUCAUUACUGACUGGGAACACUGCCACUGAUGGAGUACCCCCUGGCUUGCGCCCCACCCAAACCAAGCUGAUCGCGUUUGGUGGACAUACAGUUGAGCACUAUGGUACAUGCUCUCUCACAUUGACACACCGUGAGCAGAGUGAAUGCUGUACAUUCCACGUGAGCAAAGAUGACUGCCCCGCUAUAGUAGGCCUGCCUGCGUGCAGAGCGCUGAAGCUAGUGACAUUACACUAUAACAUAAACAUCGCGGACGCUACAAGCACGCCAGCAGAUGAUGUGCACACCAACACUGUGACAUCAUCAGAGGCAACAAAGCCACGAGGUGACCCGGUCGCUCGAGAAAACACCCUGAUCCAGUACAGUGAUUGCUUUGAAGGCACAGGAUGCUUCACGCAGCCACAUCACAUCACACUGGACCCGUCCGUACAACCAGUAGUACACUCACCCAGACGAGUACCCGUAUCGCUACGCGCACAGCUCAAGGCAGAACUCGACAGCCUGGUGGAGCAAGACAUCAUCGCCAAAGUGGAGCGCCCGACAGUGUGGGUUAAUUCUAUCGUGGGCGUGACAAAACCCGACGGGACAUUACGAAUCUGUUUGGACCCCAAGGACCUGAAUGAAGCCAUCAAACGACCACAUCACUACACACCAACGCUAGAGGAGAUAUUACCCAAGCUGGCCGGUGCACGAUGGUUUUUUAUACUCGAUGCCACGAAAGCAUAUCACUCGGUGUCGCUCGAUGAUGAGUCAUCAUAUCUCACCACAUUUAACACGGUCUACGGCAGGUAUAGGUACAGACGAUGUUUUGGCCUUAAAGACGCCCAAGACGUGUUUCAACCCCAGAUCGACGCUACAUUCGGCGACAUCAAAGGCAUCACCGGAAUCGCUGACGACCUCAUCGUAUACGGCUUCGAUGAAAGCGGUAAGGAACACGACGAUGCCCUACACGCCGCUCUACAACGCACACGUGAGUCCGGAGUAAAGUUUAACAAAAAGAAAAUCGUGAUUCGCGCACGGAGAAUACCGUUCUUUGGCCACAUCCUCGGUGCAGACGGACUGCAGCCUGACCUUGCCAAAGUAGCCGCAAUCAGCGCCAUGACAAGCCCGACGGACGUCAAGCAGAUGCAAAGAUUUCUAGGCAUGGCCAUCCGUCACGUGAUCAUACACACUGACCACAAGCCUCUGGUCAGCAUCACAAAGAAGAGCAUGGUCAACAUACCGCCGCGGCUAGCACGCAUGAUGCUACGUGUCAAGGCAUAUGAUGUCGACAUUACUUACAAGCCAGGCCGAGACAUUCCACUCGCGGAUGCACUAUCACGCGUUAACCCAUGCAGAGGUGACGCUAUCCGUGGCAUGGAUAUCACUGUCCAUGAACUUCACAGUCAACUCUCCGCAUCUCCGCAGUGCCUGCAAGACAUCAAGCGCGAAACACUGCUAGACCCAGAGCUAUCUCAACUCUGCGAUCUCAUUGUGUGCGGAUGGCCAGACAAACGCGCAGCCUUCCCGCCUCGUCUCCAUGGCUACUGGAACUACAGGGACGAGCUUUCUGUUCAUGAUGGCAUCAUUAUGAAAGGGCUACGUAUCCUGAUACCGCAAAGCCUGAGACCUGCACUACUAGAACAGAUACACUACGCACACAGUGGUCGCGAGAAGUGUAAACUACGCGCACGUAAUGCAGUAUUUUGGCACGGGAUAAAUCGCGACAUCGGCGGACUCGUUGCUAGUUGCAGUACGUGUCAAGCGCAUCAGCCCGCCAACAAAGCUGAGUCAUUAUAUCCGCAUGAUGUACCACCAUACGCAUGGCAUACACUCGCCUCUGACAUGUUCCACUGGGAACAGAAGGACUAUUUAUUGGUGGCUGACAUGUUCAGCAAGUUUCCAGUCGUCCGCUGCCUACACUCUACAACAUCUCGCUCGGUCAACAACCACCUAAAGGCAAUCUUUGACGAGCACGGUGUGCCCGAGGAGAUGCUGACAGACAACGGUCCUCAGUACACGGCAGCAGAAUUUACCACGUUUGCCAAGCAGUACGGGUUUAUCCACAAAACCAAUUCACCGCAAUUCCCUUCAUCCAAUGGAUUUAUUGAGCGUACUGUACAGACGGUAAAGAACGUUUUCACGAAGGCGAGAGAGAGUGGGAACGACCCUCAUCUCGCCAUGCUGUGCCUCAGAACAACACCUGUGGAUCACAACACGCCAUCACCGAGUGAGUUGCUCAACAACCGCCGAUACCGCGCAAAUCUUUCCACGAUUCCGGUACACACCGAUGGGCGUAUCAACGAAACCCUACAUCUUUGCCAGGACGUACAGAAGAGGUUCCACGACCGCCGCUACCCCCACACGCUCCCAGAGCUACGCACAGAGGAGAUCGUACGAGUGACCCCAUCACCAAGCGCUGGCAACCAGCCAUAG